Messenger RNA from Amyelois transitella, 2635 nucleotides. It is a transcript of the gene mthl1, whose product is annotated as probable G-protein coupled receptor Mth-like 1. The record is from RefSeq and is a predicted model, not a curated record. The transcript is spliced from 5 exons. Gene Ontology annotation, biological process: cell surface receptor signaling pathway; G protein-coupled receptor signaling pathway. Bases 265 to 2043 code for a protein of 592 amino acids. Lineage: Eukaryota; Metazoa; Arthropoda; Insecta; Lepidoptera; Pyralidae. Gene Ontology annotation, molecular function: G protein-coupled receptor activity. Gene Ontology annotation, cellular component: membrane.
CCCGCGCGCCGCACGCCAGUGUUGUGCCGGCUCUCGGAGCGGAAGGUCGCGUCGCCCCGGCCGAGACCAAACUAGCACGUGUAAUACUACUCGCGAUAUCAGUGGCGUGAACAUGACUUUCUGUUGUCAAUCGUGGGAUUUCUCUGGAUUAAUUGUGAUACAUCACGGAGUGUUUGCAAAACAGUGAAAAAGCUAAUCACGAGAUAAUGAAGAUGCAGUGUCUGUUUUGUUAUUAUCGCGGUCGGUGAGCGGAAUCAUCUAGUGAUGUGGAGAAGCCUGAUCGUGUUAUGUUUGUGGUGGACGGCGUCCGGCGGGGUCCGGCAGCCGCCGCUGACCGUGCCGCUGUGUUGCCCGGCCGAGCACGCGCUGGCUGCGGCGGCCUUGCAGACCCAGAUCUUAGGCUCGGCGGAUGCGGCCCGUGCUUGCACCCCCGUAGAUGCACCGGUUACGUGGACACCACGGGUGUUCGCCCCGGCUAGGGGCGCCCUGCUGCCGCGCUUGCCGGCCAACUGGAAACUCGGCGGCGGCAUGUUGCCCGAGUGCGGGCCACUGCGCGUGCUGCACGAGCACGCGGCACCGUACGCUCUCUUGGCUAACAACGGCUCGCUGUGGGUGCGCGACGCGGCCUUGCUGCUGCCACCGGCGCGGUACUGUGCGGACGCGGCCGCCGCGCUCGUCUGCCUGGAAGACGCGCCGCAGCCGCCCUCCAAGUGUUGCCAGCAAGGCUGGACGUUCGACGGCGGUCGCUGCGUGGAAGACGAGGAGCGUGCGAUCGGGGCACUGGAGGAGCUGCGCGCGCUCGUCAACGGCAGCUCGGUAGGGCUCGGGUUCCCGGCGUGUCCCGAAGGUUCCCACUAUUCAGUGGUGGGCGCGGUGCACAAGGCGACCCUGGAGCCGGGCGGCGCGCUGCGGCUGGAGGACGAGGUGCUGGCGGCGGGCGCGUGGUGCGCGGACGGCGUGGCGGGCGAGCGCGGCGCGCGCGUGCUGGCGUGCUCGCGGGCGGCGCGCGCGGCGCGGCCGGCGCAGGCGGCGCGGCACGUGCUGUACGGCGCGGGGCUGGCGGUGGGCGCGGCGUUCCUGGCGGCGACGCUGGCGGCGGGGUUCGCGCUGCCGGCGGCGCACCACGCGCUGCACUGGCGCUGUCAGACGCACUACGUGGCCGCGCUGAUGCUGGGCGACGUGCUGCUGGCCGCUACUCAGCUCGCCUCCGAUCAAGUGCCGCCCACGCUCUGCCGUGCUCUUGCGGUGUGCAUGCACUUCUUGUUCCUGUCCGCCUUCUUCUGGCUCAACACCAUGUGCUUCAACAUCUGGUGGACCUUCCGUGACUUCCGUCCGACGAGCCUGGAGCGAGGUCAGGAGGCGUGGCGCCUGCGCGUGUACAUGCUGUACGCGUGGGGCGGCCCGCUGGUGGUGGCGGGCGCGGCCGCGCUGCUGGACUCGCUGCCGCCCGACGGCUCCGGCGCCAACUUCCUGCGCCCGCGCUUCGCCGUGCAGAGAUGCUGGUUCUACGGUGACAUGGAAAUUCUGGUGUACUUCUUUGGGCCGGUGGGCGUGCUGCUGUUCGUGAACCUGGCGCUGUUCGUGUCCACCACGCGGCAGCUCACGUGCGGGCUCUGGCGGCGCGACGAGGUCAAGUCCACUUCCGAAAGGGCUGCUUUGGGUCGCGUAUGUGCCAAGCUGGUGGUAGUGAUGGGAGUGACAUGGGGCGCGGACGUGGUGUCGUGGGCGGCGGGCGGGCCGGACUACGUGUGGUACGCCACGGACCUGCUGAACGCCUUGCAGGGCGUGUUCAUAUUCCUGGUGGUGGGCUGCCAGCCGCACGCGUGGGCGGCGCUGCGGCGGCUGGCGGGCGGCCUGUGCUGCGGGCGCGGCCGCGCGGGGCCCGGCGCCGCCACCCGCGCCACGCACUCCUCCACGCACCUGCCCUCCUGCGGGGAGUCGCUCACGCACACCACCGCCGCGCCCCCCGCGCCCGCCGCGCCCGCCGCGCCCGCCGCCUCCAACGGAACUAACAACAAGAUCCCGAUGGAAACCGUGUGUUGAGUGCGUACUGAAAAUCAUUGAAAAUCGACCGAACAGUUUUGUUGUCUUAGUGCACCAAAGGACUCUCGACUCGAAGUAUACAAGUGAACUUUUGAACAUAUUUGAGUGAACUGACUCUAGUGGACAGCUUUAAUGUACGAUUCGUAUUUAUUCUACAGUAUUAUUUUUGUAUUUUCGUUAACGAUUACGAUGAGUUGUUUCGUAUGAUCCGAUUGUAUUGUAGUGUUUGUAUCUACGAUGACCCUGUUUAGAUCAGAGCUUUAAAUCUUCUACACAUCCAUAACUUAAAGUUAUACACAUAAUGUUCACACAAAUAAAUUUGAAUUCCGUUUCUUAACCCCUCAACAGUCCCAACUGUUGUUCAGUUGGGACUGUUGGAGGGUUAUAUUUAUAUAUGACUUAUUUAAUUAAACAAGAAAAGUUGUGGGAUGUGUAGAAUAGGAGAAAGUAUCUUUAUGAUAAUGUAUCGACAUGAUAGUAAUGUAUGUUCGUGCGACGGUACUCUCGUUGAUUUAACUCGGUUGUUGUCGACGAGACUCCGCUCUUGCCCUGAUUCAUUGGCUGUUGAAUAUUAAUAAAUUAUCACGUUAUU